Molecule: messenger RNA, 2289 nt
Organism: Exophiala spinifera
Lineage: Eukaryota; Fungi; Ascomycota; Eurotiomycetes; Chaetothyriales; Herpotrichiellaceae
Exons: 2
Coding region: 1-2289 (762 amino acids)
Molecular function (GO): carboxypeptidase activity
Source: RefSeq, a predicted model, not a curated record
AUGGAUGAACAAACUCCUCUCAUUUCCUCUGUCCGCGUAGAACGGAGGACUAGACGAUACCACCACUCAGUCAUCCGUCGCUUCUGUACUGUCGCCUUAUCGAGCAUUCUCAUCGUGAUUGUCAUAUGCUUCUUCCUGCCUUUUGCGCUGCUUCCAAGGGGCCACGAUUCACUCACCGCAUACCUCCCUUGGUCUCGCCUCUUCCCGAAAGCAUGGCCCCAGAGCACGGGAAUCACGUACAGCGAGCUUCAAGCUCUGCUCUUGGAGACCCCGAACGAGGACAAAGUUCGUGCGUGGAGCAAGUACUAUACUGCCGGCCCACAUCUUGCCGGCAAGAACCUUAGCCAGGCCAUCUGGACACGAGAAAAAUGGGAAGAGUUUGGAGUCAAGUCGGACAUUGUGGCCUACGACGUCUAUAUCAACUACCCUGUCUCACACCGACUCGCUUUGCUGCAAGGAGACAAAGUCGAGUACGAGUGUAGCUUGGAAGAGGACAUCAUCGACGAAGACCCGAGCACGGCUCUCCAGGACCGUAUACCGACCUUCCACGGCUACUCCGCAAGUGGCAAUGUCACCGCCCCGUACGUCUAUGUCAAUUUCGGUACAUAUCAGGAUUUUGAAGAUCUACUGGCUGCAAAUAUCAGCCUGGCUGGAAAGAUUGCCUUAGCAAAAUAUGGAAAAAUCUUUCGCGGUCUCAAAGUCAAGCGAGCACAAGAGUUGGGUAUGAUUGGAGUCGUCAUGUACUCCGACCCACAAGAAGACGGGGAAAUCACGGAGGAGAAUGGCUACAAGCCAUAUCCUGAAGGCCCAGCCAGGAAUCCAAGCAGCGUGCAGCGAGGCAGUACGCAGUACCUGAGCACUCUCCCGGGAGAUCCAACCACGCCCGGUUACCCAUCAAAGCCAGGAGUGCCGCGGGUCGAUCCUAACGGCUCCACUCCCAAGAUACCGUCGCUACCAAUAUCAUACGCCGACGCGCUUCCUCUGCUGAAAGCUCUCAAUGGGUACGGGCCCAACGCAAGCUCAUUCAGCGAUGCCUGGCAUGGCGGUGGGCUGGGAUAUAAAGGAGUGGACUACUACAUUGGACCGUCGCCGAGCGAUUUGACUCUGAAUCUGGUCAAUGAGCAAGAAUAUGUUACGACGCCCCUCUGGAACGUAAUUGGUGUAAUCAACGGCACGGUCCCUGACGAGGUCAUUGUCCUCGGAAACCACAGAGAUGCCUGGAUCGCAGGGGGUGCCGGCGAUCCAAAUUCUGGCUCUGCCGCCCUCAACGAGGUCAUCCGCUCUUUUGGUGAGGCACUCAAGGCUGGUUGGAAACCGUUCCGUACCAUUGUGUUUGCAAGCUGGGACGGAGAAGAGUACGGACUGGUUGGCUCAACGGAAUGGGUCGAAGAAUACCUUCCCUGGCUGUCCUCCAGCACGGUGGCGUACCUCAAUGUCGACGUUGGAAGCCGUGGCAAACAUUUUGAUGCUGCAGCAUCACCCUUGCUCAACAAGCUGAUUUACAAUGUGACGGACACUAUACCUUCACCCAACCAGACCGUUAAAGGGCAGUCUGUUGGCGACACUUGGAGCGGCAAGAUUCGCACAAUGGGCUCCGGCAGUGACUUUACCGCAUUUCAAGAUUUCGCCGGUAUCCCGUCCCUCGAUCUUGGAUUUGGCAGCGGUCCAAAGGAUGCAGUCUAUCACUACCAUUCGAAUUACGACAGCUUCCAUUGGAUGGACAAGUACGGUGACAAAGAUUGGCACUACCACGUCGCAGUGACGAAGAUCUGGGCAUUGCUCGCCGCUCAGUUGGCCGAAUCCGCAGUUUUGCCUCUUAGCGCAAAGGACUAUGCACAAGGCCUUGGAAAUUACCUCGAAGACGUCAAGGAAAGGUCGAAAAAGUCGCUUAUCUCAUCAAGUUUCAGCUUCCAGCACUUGGACAAGGCCACCGCAAAAUUGCAUCAUGCGGCCUCGCACUUUGAUGCUUACACGACACAAUUAAAGGAUAGACUGGGAGAGGACAUCCCAUGGUGGAAGUGGUGGAAAAAGGUCAGGCUUUACUACGAGGUUAGGAGAGUGAAUGCAAAGUACAAGCUGCUGGAGAGACAAUUCCUCUUUCCAGGUGGGCUUGACGAUCGAUCCUGGUUCAAACAUGUGGUAUUUGCUCCAGGGCGGUGGACUGGUUAUGCCGGUGCAACAUACCCCGGGCUCGUGGAGAGCUUCGAGGACAACAAUACCACGAAUGCAGAACGCUGGAGUGAGAUUAUUGUUGAUAGGCUGCACGCAGCCACCAGUUUACUGUCAUGA